CCAUACAAAAAUGUAGAGUGCUAUAUUUAAUAAGCAAUACAAUUAAAUGAAUUUUUUUUUAUUCUCUUCAAUUCUUGACCGCAGAUAUGCGCGACUGUUGCUUCGUUUAACGAAAUAGACGUAGUGUUAAAUGAUAUGUCCCCAUUGAUUGCCGAUUCAAUUGCAACAAUACAAUUAAUAAAUACUGCGACGAAAACGGAAAAGGUAUUGAACUGUUAUAUGGUAUUGCUUAUAGAGUAAAAUUAAUUUCAGUAUAAUAUAUUAGAUAUGUUAGCGUUAUUGUCGAUUUAUUUCAAUUUAAAAAUGAAGGAAAGGCAGACAUAACUUAUGUUAUUAUACGAUUGAAGUUAAUACAAAAGGAAAAAUUGUUAACCACAGAUGAGAGAACUUCUAAAUCGUGUGCAAAUAGAUUAUGCUUUAUUCACUACAGAUGGUGAAAUGAAAAUCAUACUCGAGUAUGCCGAAGAUGGAAGAAAAUUUACUAUUAUUUAUAUAGGUUUUUUUCUGGUGUCAAUGCUUAUUUUUAUAAUUCCACCAUUGAGAGCUAUUAGUAUGAGUAGCAUAAACGGUACGAUAGAACGACCAUUUGUUCAUCACGUUGAAUAUUUUGUUGACUCUCAAACAUUUUAUUAUCCUAUUAUAUUACACUCUUGCGUAACUAUCUUUAUCUGUGUUUACGUAAUCGUUACCGUCGACACAAUGUUUGUGCUAUUGGUGCAACAUGCUUGUGCAUUGUUUAAAGCCUUAGGAUAUCGACUACACUAUAUAAUCGAAAAUGGUGACGAUAUUAUGGUGAUAGAUUUGAAUCCUUCAAAAUCAAAUGAUAAAUCUUAUCGGAAUAUUUCCGAAUGCGUUCGUAGACAUCGAGAUGCAAUAGAGUUUGCCAAUCUUUUGGAAUCCUAUUACUCUACGUCCCUUUUUCUUCAAGCAGGAUUCAACAUGAUUGAACUAAGUAUCACAGUCUUUCAGGCUACGAUAAGUGUGAACGAAACUAAAGAGCUUUUUCAACAAGUGUCUGUUUGUUACUCGACAUUAACUCACAUCUUGUUCCAAUGUGUAAACGGUCAACGUGUUAUCGAUCACAGCAAUCAAAUGCACGAGCAUCUAAUAAAUAUGAAGUGGUAUCAUACAUCAUUACGCACAAGAAAAGUGAUUUAUCUCAUGCUAAUUAGAUCACGAGUAUAUUGUGUGCUAACUGCUGCAAAAAUGUUUAACAUGUCUAUGGAAACAUUCAGUACUAUUUGUGCUAUUUUUACUUCACUUGAUGAUAUAAAUGUUAUACUAGGGGACUUGGCACCAUUAUUUUCCGAUUUUUCUUCAGCAAUUAAAAUAAUUAAUAUUGCAGUUCAAACGGAAAAGAUGAAAACAAUUCUAAAUCGUAUAGAAACGGAUUAUAGUUUUUUCACUACAAAUAGUGAAAAGGAAAUUAUGUCGACAUAUGCCGAAAAUGGGAGAAAAUUUACUAUUUACUGUACAGCCAUUUUUUUUGUGGCAAUGCUACGUUUUAUGCUUGUACCACUGAAGGGAAUUUUUACUAAGGUGAAUGAUACGAGUGAACGACUAAUGUUACAUCACGUUGAAUAUUUUGUAGAUAUUCAGAAAUAUUAUUAUUUGAUUAUUUUCCAAACUUACGUUGUUUACUUUAUCGUUUGUUUCUCGUUUGCUAUGGUGGACACAUUGUUUGUGAUGUUCGUGCAGCAUAAUUGUGGAUUAUUUAAAACAUUAGGGUAUCGACUUUCUCAUUUAAUUGAUGAGAAAGUCUUAGAUGAUGAUGUCUUAAAUCCUUCGGAAUCAGAAGAUAAAUACUAUAAAGAUAUUUCCUUAUAUGCCCUGAGACAUCAGAAAGCAAUAGAGUUUGCUGAACUAUUGGAUUCAUUUUAUUCCAAAACCUUCUUUAUGGUAUCAGGACUUAGCAUGCUUCGAAUAAGUGUUACUGGUCUGAAGGCUGUAAUGAAUGUCAACAAUUUUAAACAAUUUAUUCAAGACAUGUUUAUUUGUUACACGGCUUUAAUUCAUGUCUACUUUGAAUGUAUGAACGGUCAACGACUUAUCAAUCAUAGUAGUGAAAUGCACGAACAUCUAAUAAAUACCGAGUGGUAUCGUACAUCUUUACGAACAAGAAAAGUAAUCGCUUUGAUGACACUUAGAUCAUUGAAACCUUCUAUACUAACAGCUGCAGGACUAUUAAACGUAUCAUUGGAAACUUUUAGCUCUAUUGUUCGUACCUCGAUUUCAUACUUCACUGUUAUGCGAUCUUUUCAAUGAAAAUUUGAAAUAUGGAAUUCUAUCAUUAAUCGCUAAGAUACAGAAUAACACAUCUACCCACCAAUUAAUUUAAAAAAAAUGGUAUUGUC
This is a messenger RNA of Vespa crabro (European hornet), 2354 nucleotides long. Its product is annotated as odorant receptor 13a-like. Gene Ontology annotation, biological process: detection of chemical stimulus involved in sensory perception of smell; sensory perception of smell. The transcript has 14 exons. Gene Ontology annotation, molecular function: odorant binding; olfactory receptor activity. Gene Ontology annotation, cellular component: plasma membrane. The coding region runs from base 379 to 2265 and encodes 628 amino acids. The record is from RefSeq and is a predicted model, not a curated record. Lineage: Eukaryota; Metazoa; Arthropoda; Insecta; Hymenoptera; Vespidae.